AUGGUAAUUUAUUCAAAACUGUCAAGCAGUAUUACUGUCGUGUGGAUACUGGGGAAGAAGCAACCAAAGCCACUUGAAAGAGAAUCUGUAGAUUAUAUUUUGACAGAAUUUGAAGUGAUAUUCAAUUUCGAAGGAGUUAGCAGUAAGGGAUAUAUUAGUGGAGGCGGUAUUUUACAGAAUCACAUAAACUUGACCUUCGUAUUCACUAACACUACGAGUUUAUCGUUCCAGUUCUAUUUGUAUGGAGUGCCAAGUAGUUUGUUCGGUUUAAAGGGAAAUAGUUUCAAUCUAAGUGAAUCUUUCGUCGAUCUUUGC
Brenthis ino (lesser marbled fritillary) is the source of this 315-nucleotide messenger RNA. The record is from the annotation of a GenBank genome assembly. NCBI's taxonomy places the organism in Eukaryota, Metazoa, Arthropoda, Insecta, Lepidoptera, Nymphalidae.